AUGAUGAGCUCUGACUUAAGAGAAUUCGAUGCACCGAAUUUCAAGAAUUCUACGUUUAGACUGGAUAGACCUUCCUCAUACCUUCUCAACAAAGCCAGACGAGAUGAGAUUAAUGGCUACUCAAACCUAAAGAAGUCGAUGUCUUCCUCGACAAUUUACAUUGGAAAGCUUUCAUUUAAUACAACGGAAGAACAACUGUUUGAGCUAUUUAGCAGUUGUGGCCCAAUUGUGAAAAUCAUCAUGGGGCUAGAUAAACACAAGCUAACUCCUACAGGAUUCUGUUUUAUCAUAUUCGACACACCAAGUGGAGCAUUGAAUGCAAUUAAGUACCUCAAUAAAACAAAGGUCAACGGCCGUUCUAUGGAGAUAGAUUUAGACCCGGGAUUCGAAGAAGGACGGCAAUUUGGUAGAGGUGCUGACGGCGGACAGAGACAACCACAACAGCAAUAUGGACAUCGCUACGAGCAUGGCCGAAGAGAUGCUUUCGAUAGAAACGGGAGAAGCGGAUAUAGAAAUUUUAGGGGAAGAGCGAGAGGCAGGAAUUCUUACAGAGAAAGACAAAGACAUCACACUAUCUCUCAGAACCGUGAAAACUAUCAACCACCUCAACAUCAGGAUUCUCAAAGAUGUGAUGACCGCCAACCCGAAGUGCCUCCUCAUUUGAUGGGUGAGGAUUUUGCCUCGGAUGUAUCCAAUCAAGAGCUUCCACCUCAUUUACGAUGA
Molecule: messenger RNA, 723 nt
Organism: Ogataea angusta
Lineage: Eukaryota; Fungi; Ascomycota; Pichiomycetes; Pichiales; Pichiaceae
Exons: 1
Coding region: 1-723 (240 amino acids)
Biological process (GO): mRNA cis splicing, via spliceosome
Cellular component (GO): nuclear cap binding complex
Molecular function (GO): RNA cap binding
Source: RefSeq, a predicted model, not a curated record